This is a messenger RNA of Python bivittatus (Burmese python), 4968 nucleotides long. RefSeq names its product selenocysteine lyase (gene SCLY). The record is from RefSeq and is a predicted model, not a curated record. Lineage: Eukaryota; Metazoa; Chordata; Lepidosauria; Squamata; Pythonidae.
UCUCCCAGCCAUUGCCUCCUCUGCUCCAUUCCUUGCCAGUCACCUGUCACCCAGCAGCAACUCCUGCCAAACGUAGAAGAUAACUCCCUCCUUCUGUCUACCUGCUGUGGCUUCUUUUAUACUGAACCCAAUGUGCCCACUUGCAGGGCAGAUUAUCAUUCCACAAGGAGGCUGACUGAGAAUGGAAGAGACCACCUUGAAGAAGGUACUAGUGAAACAAAGAACAGAGACCAAUGAGAAAAUAAACUGCAGUGGAAAAAAUAACAUCUCACCAAGCAGGAAGAUUUAUCUGGAUUACAAUGCAACCACCCCUCUGGCACCAGAAGUGAUUGAGACAGUUAAAGAAGCAAUGCAUGAAGCAUGGGGAAAUCCUAGCAGUUCUUAUGAAGCAGGUCAAAGAGCAAAGAAGAUCAUAAAUGAAGCUCGUGAAAGUCUGGCUAAGAUGGUGGGAGGACGGUUCCAGGAUAUUAUCUUCACUUCUGGAGGGACAGAAGCAAAUAACUUAGUGAUUCAUACUGCAGUGAAGGAUUUUAUGAAAAACAGCAAACAAAGUACUGUUGGGACAGGAGAAGGCCAUCAAGAAAAAACUCUAGGGACACUUCCACAUAUCAUUAUAUCUUGCAUUGAACAUGAUUCAGUUCGUCUCCCUGUAGAGUACCUAGAGAAGGAACAGAAAGCUGAAGCCACUUUUGUCCCAGUAUCGAAGGUGACCAGACGAGUGGAAGUAGAUGAUGUUAUUGCAGCAAUCCAUCCAACUACAUGUUUAGUUUCUGUAAUGCUAGCAAAUAAUGAAACUGGGGUUGUGAUGCCCAUCUCAGAACUCAGUCAGCAGAUUGAAGUUAUCAACCAGAAGAGAAAGGCCUCUGGUCUGCCACGGAUCUUAGUACACACAGAUGCAGCCCAGAUGAUUGGGAAGGGCCGAGUGGACGUGCAGGACUUGGGAGUAGAUUACCUCACUAUUGUAGGGCACAAGUUUUAUGCCCCACGUAUUGGAGCCUUGUAUGUGCGAGGACUUGGUGUGAAGACUCCUCUUCACCCCAUGCUGUUUGGAGGAGGGCAGGAAUGGAGCUUUCGCCCAGGGACUGAGAAUACUCCAAUGAUUGCUGGCCUUGGCAAGGCAGCUGAAUUGGUGAAUGAGAAGUCUGAGCUAUAUGAAGCUCACAUGAGGAAAGUUCGGGAUUACCUGGAGGAAAGGCUUGAAAUUGUAUUUGGAAGACAAAAUAUCCAUUUUAACUGUCGAGUGGAAGACUCUAAACGACUUUGCAACACCUGUAAUUUUUCCAUAUUGGGCUCAGGUCUACAAGGUUGGCUGGUGCUUUCACACUGUAGGACUUUGCUUGCCAGUGUUGGUGCAGCCUGCCACUCUGAAAAGGGUGACCAGCCCUCAGUUGUUUUGCUUAACUGUGGAAUUCCUUAUAAUGUGGCACAGAAUGCCUUACGCCUCAGUGUCGGCCGUGAUACAAGCAAAGAAGAUGUGGAUCUGAUUGUAGAAGAUUUGAAACAGGCUGUGGCUGGGUUACAAUAGGCUGGAUACUUACAGUCAACAAAAAAGAAGAUUCUGUUCAUCAGUAUCAGGAAGUGAGCUUAUCUAGUCCUGAUAUUCCAUUGCUCUGUGUGCCAUACUCACAUUUGACAUAUUGAGGGCUAUUGUGUUUCCAUCAGUACUUUGAGACAGGAUUUUUGUUGAACAUCCAGUAAUGUGUUUUACAGGUCUUGAAUACCUAGGAUCACUGUCUGCAUCUAUGAGCACUGAUUCCCCUCCCCCCCCAAUUCAGCACCAGUAAAUGCAAUUGGUGAAUUACACCUUUUAACAAGUUUUAGCAAGUAAAAUGAAGGGCAAGGAAAUAUUUCCACUGGAUAUUUAGAAUUGUUCCAAGCACAGAAUGAAUGUGAAUAUUUAGAAGAUGUAUGUGUGUAUUUACAAACACAUGCAUAUAUGCCAGACCCAGGCAUACAGAUAUGAAUGGUCAAGUAAAUCUCCAAAUUUUAAACAAUGAGGGAUUUGCCUUGGAGAUGUCUAUGUUUACCAGAGAGAUGCAUACUAAUAAAUUGAUCUACUCUAAUAAAUACAUGUAUGCAUGUGUACUGGGAAAGAAUGUAUAAUACAGCUAUUAUGUAUAAUACAUCUGUUAAAAUUAAAUAGCAGAGAGAAAACCAGAAUGCUUUCUUCAAGGCUACAUAGAGACCUGCUUCUUUCCCUUUAACCUAGCCUUAAAGGGUUGUUUGCAGUUUUAUGUAGCUAAAUUUCCUGCCUUGAGUUGUACAAAAUAAAGGUGGGAUAUAAAUUAAUAAUCAAUUAAUUGAAGAAUAAAUUAUGCUGAUGGCAACACUAAUGAUAGGGGAUCUGAAUCAACAAUUGUUGCUGUCCUUUUUUGCCCUGAAUGGCAAGAGGACAGAAUUACCCACAGUGGCAAUUCCCUUUUGAGAGAAAGCAAUUGCUGUGAUAGAUGCUGGCUUUUACUGUUGCUUUUUGUCAUAAAUCAUAAAAAGUCAUAAAUAUCAUUGAUAGGAGACCUAUUCCCACUUGAUAAUUGUAUUUUUUAAACAAUGUUGUGUAGUGUAAUAAUUUUAGUGUAAUUUUAGGUGAGGAUAGUGUCUGAAGUUAGUCUAAAGGAGUAGAGAAUGUACACAUAAAUCUAUGAAUGUACAUCUGGGUCACAGAAUGGGUAUCCCACCCAUUCCUAGCUUCAUCCUCACCUGCCACAUGACAUCUAUGUCAUUCUGUUACCAUUUAAUUGCAUCAGAUGUUCACAUCUUUGGAGCAUCAGAAGCAGUUACUCUGUCCAAAGUAUUCCCUCAGUUUUGUGCAUCAGAAGACGGCUACUUGAGAUAAAGAAGGGAGAUGAAAUCUUUAUAGUUCCUUGAAUAGACUCUCUUCAAAUGGAAGAGUUGUUUGUUUUUCAAUCUAUCAAAAUAUUCUGAUACCAAAUACUUCAGAGGUUUUGUUUUGAGGAACAAUUUUUGAUAACUGCCCAGCUACUUAUUGUGUUCCUGGGACCCAAACUGAAUGUUUCCUCACAUUUAUAUCUGUAAAAGAUUAUCUCUCACUGCUUGCUUCUAGUUUCUCAUGAGUCAACUGACAUAGGAGAACAGCUGAUUAGUAUGGAUAGAGGAAAAAUAUAUUAUUGAGGAAUCUUGAAGAACUGAGGAGCACUUCAGGAUCGGUCCUGGACUCCAACAAAAGAGAUAAUUGCAGUUAGGAAUAUAUAACUGUACAUUUCCUUCAAAGAUUUGAAUUUCAGAACUAUGCUGGAAGAGGUUUGAAGAUAAUAGUGGAAUAAGGUCUGCUGUUUUUGUUUUUGUUUUGUUUUUGCUGCAUCCACUGUAAUUGAUGUCUGCUAAUAGUGAUGAGUUAAAGAGGUAAUGGUUGGUUUCCUAGUACUUGCUAAGGUUUGAAUAGGAAAUUCUCCAGUAUAAGUCACUUCAUAAUAUUAUUUGUUUCACAUGAUAGCAUGGCCUGUACUAACUGUCAAAAUGGGUUAUACUGUAAAACAGAUGCAAAUUUAAAAGUUGAAACACAUGCAUGUGUGCUCUGUAAAACAUAAGCACAAUGAUAUCUUAGCAUGAAAUACCAUUACUUGGUUAUUCACAAGAAAGGAAGAUAAAACAUACAAAGAAGUAGCCAAUUCAUGUAUCUUACCUUAUGUUUACUAUAGUUUAGGGCUAAAAUAAGCAUUUUAUUCUCAUGCAUCUUUAAUCCUCACUUUUUGAGAGUUGGUCUUGCCCAUCUCCUUUAACUAUGGAGUUCUUAAACAUAGCUAAGUUGAUAUUGCAGGAAGAAUAUUUGUUGAGCCUCUAUCCAGUCAUUGUGGGAUCUGAGAGGAAGACAAUUUAUCAGGAAUCUAUCAAGUAUUACCAGAUCUCCCAGAUUCCUUCAGUUCUUACCUAUUCUCCUUGAUUAGAUUUUUCCAGUUAUUAGAAUUACUGCAGGAAGAGAGGAAAUCAGUCAUACAGUUUUCCUAGAUUAGAACAAAGCACAAUUUCCCUUAUUUAUUUAGUCAAAUGGUUUACUUGAAGUUUCUCAUUGGGACCACAAAACAUUUAUGAUGUUGUGGCAAUAAAGAUUGUGCUUGUUAAGCUGUCCUUCCUCUUGGGCAGCCACUUGAGUGUUGCAUUUAAUGCUCCAGCUGAGUUAUUCUGUGUUAGAACGCUAUACUAAUUAAUAAUUUGUGGUGAAUAACAAACCUUGGAACCAUACUUGUGGCAUUCUGGCUAUGCGGAAGGGGAUGCUCCCCAUAGAGAAUGUCUUUGGUCAAAAAUGGGGAAAUUAGAACUACAUUCAUUGCAUUACAUUCAUUCUGUUGAUUUCUGCACUUAAUAACAGUGGCGUUACCUUCAUUUUCUGUACACAUAACAUAUGAAAAUGAAUAUACAGGCUAAAGAGAGAAAGCCUGCCUUCAAAACAAUUUUAUGUAAUCCUCUAGUACACAUAUAUCCAGUUGACUAGUGGUAAACUUUAAUAUUAAAUGCCUAGUAAUGAUAGUUAUAUGCCUAAUAUAUACUUCUAAUACCUAGUAGCUGAAAAAUAAAGUAGUCCCAGGAUGUUAGAUGUCCUGUUAUGGUGUAACUCAGAAAAAUUCCUUGCCAACACACCAACAAGGUCUGUAUUUAAAGUUAGGAAUAGUUGAAGGACUAAAUGCUUAGACAAAAUACAUUAUAAAGUUUGAAGAUUUUUUAUCAGGUUUUAUACAGGAAAAAUAAUUUAUAAAUGGUUUGCACAUUUAAAUUUGCUGUAUUUUUAUGUUUAUGUUUACAUUUUUGUAUGUAAUAAGUAUAUUUGGUGAAAAUAAAAAAAACAAAAGCAAAUGAGAUUUAGGUUUGAAAUCAAUGUUAUCAAUAAAAACAGGUUAAUCUACAAUGCAGGCAUAGACUAAAACUAAAUUAAAUAUUCUGAUCUUUCAAACAGAAAUGGCUCCUCUUUUAUAAAAAUGAACAGACUAUGUUUUGGGGAUAGUAAUGCUAAUAUAG